Photinus pyralis (common eastern firefly) is the source of this 1123-nucleotide messenger RNA. RefSeq lists its product as uncharacterized. The transcript is spliced from 3 exons. Gene Ontology annotation, molecular function: protein dimerization activity. Bases 20 to 865 code for a protein of 281 amino acids. The record is from RefSeq and is a predicted model, not a curated record. NCBI's taxonomy places the organism in Eukaryota, Metazoa, Arthropoda, Insecta, Coleoptera, Lampyridae.
CUUGUCAAGUGAACAAAAAAUGCGUGCUAUGAAGUUUAUUAAUGGUUUGGCAAAAGACAUGAUGUUGCCAACUGCAAUAGCAGAAUUAGGUCACUACAUGGGCAAACUCCAUUUCUUUGCAGAGAAUUUUUUGUGGGAAGUACUACCUACGGUUGAUGCAAUAACUUGGUGGAAAGGUUAUUGUGGAGAUCUCUCACUUUCAAAAUUAGCUGUACGGAUUCUCACAAUGCCAUGUACAUCAGCUGCCACCGAAAGAAGCUUUAGCACUCAAAGUUUAAUUCACACAAACAGAAGAAAUAGGUUAACAAGCAAAAGAGCUAUAAAACUAAAUUAUAUUCAGCACAACAGUAAAUUGUUUAGUUCUCAAGAACCUACGACGGUUCAGGAUGACAGAAACUUCCAGCAUCAGCAAUCAAAUAUUAAUAACCCUGAAGCACCACCUACUAGCAGUUCCAAAGAAAAGUACUCACGAAAAUCAUUCUCAACCAAUCAAGUUUGUUCAGAGAGUUCUGAUUCUGACUCUAAUAUUUCGUGGACGUCGGAUAUAGAAGGAAAUGGAAACUCUGACGAUGACUUUAGUUACAAUGAUACCCCGUCUGAUGCAGAAGAGGAGCAUAUUGAUGAAACUCCCCAAACCAAAGGACAGAAACGCAAACGCGAUACUACUUGUCUACUUAGUGCAAGUCAUAUUGCUGGUUCCGACAGUAAAGAUGAUUCAUUAGAAGUACUGAACUGCAGUAUACAUAAUGCAGAUGAGUCCGUAUAUGAUCCUGAUCCCCAAGAAUCCCUACUCGAAUCUGAUCUUCAGUCAAUAAGCUGUAAGUCGUUUUACAAAGAAACAAUACCGAUAACACGCAGAAAGUAGCGUAAAGUACAAGUACAAGUGAUUCAACCAUUUUAGUUAAUUAAAGAAGACUGUGAAUUUCUUUUUUAUUAGUUUGAUAAGUAGUUCAUUUGUUUCGUGCUAUAGCAUAAGUUUAUGUCUAUUAUACAAUGUUACUUUGGGUUAGGAGUUUAAGUUUUUAGUUUUUCUUAUGUUGAUUUACAAUAUACCUACUUCUAAACGUAUUACCCAUGAGUCUUUUCCAGCAAAGUAUCAAACAUCCACACUACACAAUAAAAU